Molecule: messenger RNA, 6441 nt
Organism: Chroicocephalus ridibundus (black-headed gull)
Lineage: Eukaryota; Metazoa; Chordata; Aves; Charadriiformes; Laridae
Gene: DCAF10
Product: DDB1 and CUL4 associated factor 10
Exons: 7
Coding region: 64-1506 (480 amino acids)
Cellular component (GO): Cul4-RING E3 ubiquitin ligase complex
Molecular function (GO): protein binding
Source: RefSeq, a predicted model, not a curated record
CGCGCGCAGGCGCGGUGCCGGCGGUGGGGGCAGGCGGAGGCGCGGCCCGGCGAUGUCCGCGCCAUGAGCGCGGAGGCGGAGGCCGCCCGGGCGGGGACCGCCGGCGGCCAGGCGGCCCCGGGGCCUGGUUCGCCCGCCGGUAUGGAGCCGGCGUUGCCGGCCGUUCCCCCGCGGGCGGCGCCGGGGGCCGGCCUGUUCGGGUGGCUGCGCGGACGCUGCCUGGGCCGCAGCGCCGCCGUGGACCCGGCGCGGGACACCUUCCGCGCCAUGACCGGGCUGUACGGCUCCAUCCAGCCCGCCGACUCCGUGUACCUCAGCACCCGCACGCACGGCGCCGUCUUCAACCUCGAGUACUCGCCCGACGGGUCAGUGUUGACUGUUGCUUGUGAACAGACUGAAGUACUGCUUUUUGACCCAAUCUCUUCAAAGCACAUCAAAACUCUCUCUGAAGCUCAUGAAGACUGUGUAAAUAAUAUCAGGUUUCUAGAUAAUCGACUGUUUGCAACUUGUUCUGAUGACACUACAAUAGCACUUUGGGAUUUGAGAAAGCUGAACACAAAAGUGUGCACUUUGCAUGGUCACACUAGCUGGGUGAAGAACAUCGAGUACGAUACCAAUACAAGAUUACUAGUAACGUCAGGGUUUGAUGGAAAUGUGAUCAUCUGGGACACAAACAGGUGCACAGAAGAUGGAUGUCCCCACAAGAAGUUUUUUCACACCCGUUUUCUUAUGCGAAUGAGGCUGACUCCAGACUGUUCCAAAAUGUUGAUCUCAACCUCCUCUGGAUAUCUUCUGAUUUUGCAUGACCUUGACCUAAACAAAUCAUUAGAGGUUGGCAGCUACCCCAUUUUAAGAGCUAGGAGGACUACAACAAGUUCAGACAUAACUUCAUCAGGUUCGUCUGGUCCUCGGGCUGUUGGUUCACCAUGUCACCAGAAUGAUUCAGGUCUACUGUCUGAGAAACACAUGUCGCGGUCCUCCCAGCGAGAAGGUGGAUCACCUAGAAAUAGUUUGGAGGUCUUAACACCAGAGGUUCCUGGAGAAAGAGAUCGAGGCAAUUGCAUUACAUCACUACAGCUACAUCCAAAAGGGUGGGCUACGCUUCUUCGGUGCUCAAGUAAUACAGAUGACCAGGAGUGGACUUGUGUCUAUGAAUUCCAGGAAGGAGCCCCUGUGCGCCCUGUCUCGCCUCGCUGUUCCCUGCGAUUGACUCAUUGCAUUGAAGAAGCCAAUGUGGGCCGGGGUUACAUCAAAGAACUUUGUUUUAGUCCUGAUGGCCGGAUGAUUUCAUCCCCGCAUGGCUUUGGGAUCCGCUUGUUGGGGUUUGAUGCACACUGCAGCGAACUUGUCGACUGUUUGCCCAAAGAAGCCAGUCCCCUGAAAGAAAUCCGUUCCCUCUACUCCCACAAUGACGUGGUACUGACAACCAAGUUUUCUCCAACACACUGUCAGAUUGCCUCGGGGUGCCUUAGCGGACGUGUUUCUCUGUAUCAGCCAAAGUUCUAGGCACAUCUUGCAUCAACAGGACCUUCAGACGUUUGUGGUUUUCACUUCAGUUUAGUUGAAGUAUGUUCUUUCUGAGUUUUCUAAAUCCAGACAAGAUCAUAGUUGCUAUGGUCUCUGAACACAACAGCGGAACCAGUUUCCAGCCCAGCACUCUGUGCAUUCUCAUACUGCACCCACCAGUCCACUUCCACAUGCUGUGUUUCCAGCCUUCCAAGCAGACCUCUGCUCCUGCUGAUCCUGUGCCAUCGAGUCAUUGUUCUGGUUUGUUUGUACCAUAGUACUUGUUGAUAAUUUCCUUUGAUGCAACUUGAAGUGGGCUAUUCAAAACAAAUGUAGAGGGGGCAAGGGUUGCAGUUCAGCCAAAAGGCGCCCUCAGGUACGCCGCCUCCUUGUUCCAAAGGAGCUGGACUUCUUCACGUACACCUCCUUGGCCUUUUCUGUUGCUGAAGCUACCAUAUGGUGAUUAUUAGAUAACGAGCUGCUUUUCUACGUAACUGACACGGUUAGUUACUGUCACAAAAGAAAAGAAAAUUUUGUUUUAAUUUAUAUAUUAAUUUGGUUGUUUGUGAUUGGCUAGAAAAAUGAGCCGACUUUCUGUAAUGUUUGCUGCAGUUAACAUGUGGUUUUCUGUGUUUGCAUAUAUUGUGUUUAUUGCCAGAAGGAAGAGGUUUUGGAUGGAGAUGUAGCUGCAUUUUUUCCUCAAGAGAAUUUAAUAGGAAGAAACUGGGGCAGGGAAGCAGGAGCUGAAUGGGUGAAGGCCCAUUAACCCCCCUGCCCUGUAACCACUGCAGAUGAACUGUUGGGACACUUCGUGUGAGGGGUUGUCCUCGGCCGGCCUCUCUCGGGCAGCUUUGACUUCUCAGCCGCCAGGGUUUCUGUUGUAGGGAGCUUUCCACAUCGUAACCUAAACCGUAAUCCCACGUUUGAAACUUAACACUGCAGAAUUUUCUGCUGAUGUUAAGGCUGUGUCCCACCUGACUCUUCUUCUACACCUCACCCGCACCAUUGCUGUGAGAGGAAUUCAUGUAGGACGGGUCCGUAGGAUCACCAGAUGAGCCUUUCUUCACAUGUACUGUCAGUUUGGGAAUGGAUUAAAAGCAUGCCUGCCUACAAUAAGAUCUUUUUGGAUUCAACCGGUAAUUUAUCAUAAGAUGUGAAAAAUGUUAAUGUUCGCCAUUAAAUCACAUAUUAAGUAUGAAUGCCAAGUUUAGGCCUCAAGUUAAUACAGCUAACCUUGUAAAUGCAGUUAUUUCAGUCUCAUACAUCAGUAUCAGUUUGUAAUAUUCUCAUUACUUACGUGUUCCAAGAUCUUUUUUUUUCAGUAUUUCACUAAGGUUUUGCUGAUCAAUCACACACUCAAUUCAGGAGGAAAACUCUACCUAAAAAGGACUGUCAUAUUUUGGCAUUCAGAUUCACUAUCUCCAGCUCGACAGAGCGUGCUUUUUAAAAGUUGACUCCUAAAAAGCCUUUUGCAAAAUACGUGUUUGGGGAAAAGGAAGACAUCUAUGCAGAUGAGAUUGCUGGAAAUACAUAAGCCCAAGGAUCCUCUUGUAGUUUUGAAUUUGUGUAGGUAGCAUACUCUGGGUGUUGGUGGAGAAAUCUGAAAUUUAAGGUUCCUCUGCAUUAUGAGAAAAAAAAAAUUGAUUUUCUCUUUUGGGAAUUUCUUUAGUAAUACAAAGCCUCCAAUACUGGGUAUUUGGUAAUCUGAGGACUAGUUAAUUACUCCUGCAUUGGGUUUUCGUCACCUCUGGGAACUGACUGCUAAAGGACCACAUUCAAGUAGUCAAGUGUGUGCAGAUAACAGACUUCCUACUUUUUGGUAAAAGUCCUAAACUUUCUUUCUCAUGGGUUUUUAACAGAAUUAUUUGGUGAUGAUAUCUCAGUAGAAUAUCAUCCCAGCUGCAGGAGGAGGAAGAAAAGUUUUUUAAGUAAAUAUACUCAGUUAACUUAAAAUGCAAAUUAAUGCCCAUGGUCUUAUCAGAUAGGAACGCAUAGGUUGGAAUGUUCUGUAGCGUAUCUUCUGAGCAGUUCUGUUGCUGCUGAAACUAUUGUCUGGAACUCAAAAGUAGACCGAUGAAAUCGCAAGUGAAGUCUUCUAAAACAUCAACUCUUGAGUUCAAAUACUUGUACCUUUUGAAUGCUUUUGACCUGUGGGCAAGGAACACAGUUCAUAAAAAGGUAUUCUUUUAAUUUUAAAUUAAUUGGCUGAGCCAUGAAAAAUGGGGCAUAGUGACUAAAUGAAUAAAAUACGCAAGUGUAUCUGAGACCAGUUAGAAACACGUGGCUUCCAUCUGCACCCAGCUCCAUGUGAACGCAAAUAACAGCCUGUGAACACGAACCUGCAGGUGGAGCGGCGAGGAUUCGUUUGUUAGAAGCAUUUCAGGGGCACUUCCCUCGUUAAUGACUUAAAGCAAUGGAAGUGAAUUGUACAGAAAACUUGAGGACAGUUGUGGAACAUAGUAUUUUUAUGCAAAGGAGGAGCUAAGCUACAAGGAGUUUUUAAUUAGGCAAGGUAUUUGGGGAAAAAACCAAACCAAACGCCAAAAAAAAACCCCAUUAGCAGCUUGUUCUCCCCCUGUCCCUGCACUGGACCAUGAUGGCUUUUUCCCUAAGCACUUGCUCUUCCCACUUCUAGGCUGCUGUUUUCUCAUCUUACUUAGUGCUUUGCUAAUCAUUAAAGGGGCUACAGGUGACAUUUUGAAGAAAUCUUGAAUACUGUUCUCACAGUCUUGAACUGUGUUCGUUUUGGAGGCGAAGAAGCACCCGUGAAAUCAAAGCAGUUCUUGAGUUGGUUGGUUCGUUUGCUUUCAUAGCUGGCUUUGGUUUUUCCUAUCAGAAAUUAUUUGAACUGGUAGAUUGCUUGUGACUUUAAUUCUAUGCCUGUUAAUAUGCACUGAGUGUUACUUUUUAAAUUCUACCUCAUGAUACGCUGUUUUUUACGAGUAUUGUGCUGAAACGAUGGACACUGACUUUUCUGCAUAAGGAACUUUACUGCGAAGCGAGACGUGUCAUCCCACCCGGGUGCCAGCCGCGGCACCCACGCUGGGGGCGGUGGGUGACAGUCCCUGCCCUGGGAGCAGGAGCGUGGGGCUGAUCUCAAGCUGACGUGGUUGAGGGGUUUGAUGGUACAUUGGCACUUCUGUAGCCUGUCCAGCACAUGCAUAUUAAGAUGGAUUCUGUCCGUGUAUGCUGUAGAAAUGUUACCUAGUUCUUCUGAUUACGUUGUAAGAGUUUGAAUUAGAGUAAGGAGGUAAUCUUGGGUCUUGAUCGUUUGAUUACUCCUUUUCAACAAUACUUGGAAAUUUUCAGUGAAGGUUCAUCUCCUACCUGUGAAGCUCACGUAACACUUAAUGAAACACUAUUCCGAAGUUUAUAACUGGUAUACCUUGCAGUUGCAUCUUGGUGGAAGGACUGAUUUUCAGUCUUUCUGAAUAGUAUUACCUUGCCUUAUUGAAUUAAUGAAGUAAUUUGUUGGUGAGAUUUGGACUAUUUCUCGAUAGUAAAAAAAAAAACCAAAACAACAGUGUGUCUUACUGUUAUGUUUCAAAAGAUGAAUUCCUAACCUUCUAUAACUGUAUAAAACUGUCUGAAAUACAUAUAAGAAAAUGUUUCAAAUAGUAGAUGAAAGACUGCACCAAAGCAGAGUAUGGUAACGACUUACACCGGAGGCUUCUUUACGCUGGUUGACUUUUGACCACUCAAGCGUUACAUUACUUGACAAAUUUUACAGUGUUUCCUACUGAAGAUAGAGCUCUCUGUGUGACUGUAAAGCAUGCAGUACGUUUUUUAAAUGCAUGGUUUCAUAUUCAUUAACUUCUGUAGUAAAAGAAUUCCUCCAUUCACAGCAUGGCUGAUCAGCAGAAGCAGAUAAACUGCAUAAUUAAGAUCUCUGUGGGAAUGUGAACAUAUAGCAGCAUCUACAGGAACCAAACUAGUGUUUGAAGGUAGUAAUCCUGUUGUAGUAGUCCAGUGACUUUAUGUUGUGGGAGUAAAUGCAUUUUCUGAGUGUUCCAUUAGAGUCUUUAAAUCACUGCAGACAUUUGUGGGGAUGGGGAGAGAAACUAUUAAUGGGACGAUACAGUGAAAUUUCAUGUGUAUGUACUUUCUCUGUAUGAGGUGUGUGUGUGUGUUUAUUUCAGUGUAUAUUCCGCCAUGGGGCAUCAGUUCACUUGUCAAACAUGGGUAGUUCAGGGAAUAAUGUAACCUCCAAACGGAACUAUUGGGGAUAGGAGGAAAAGCACAGUGAUACAGACAGACACACACAUGCACGUUUGUUUGCACUCUUGGAGUCUUGGUAAGGACAGUUUGAUUGCCUACUACCAGAAUUAGAAUGUAAACAUCAGGUUUUUCUGGGGUUUGGGGGGGGGGGAUUGGUUGAUUUUGGUGGGGUUUUUUUUGUUUGUUUGUUGGUCUUGGGUUUAUUUUUUUAAUUUGGGUAAUACUGAUGUGGAGAAGGUCCUGAUACCGUAAAACAUGGGUCUGUUGCUCUAUGAAAUGUGAACUCCUAGAAGAAAGAAAUACACUUGCCAAAUGAAAGCUUUUAAAAAAUCUAGUUUACAAGAUUCAAAAAAGGUGGAGUAAAGGGAAAAAGUCAACAGCCUGUAAUAUUUUCAUCCUGCAGGAAAAAGAAACUUCUCAUUUCCUGAUCUUGGUCAAAAGUGCAUUUUCUUAAGCACUAAGUAUCUUCAGUUAAGUGUAAGGUUUUUAAUACAAGAACAAAUUGUGCAUGUAGAAUAUUUUGAAAUACCUGAGAUUUCAUAGUAAAAAUUGUAGCCUUUUAAUACAGUAUAGGAAGUAUCAGACCUGCUCUGAAAAUAUUGUACUUACAGCCGUACAGUAAUUUACUAUUUGUGGACAGUUUCUUUUGCUUGCAUAAUAAACUAAACAAUAAUUCAAUGAAUUAAAAUCUAUUUUAAUGUAUUUAUCUUACACUGA